AGGGAGCCGGCUAUCUUCCAUGCCGAAGCUCUCCCACGGUGCAAGAUCGGCAGCUAGUUGUGUUGAGAUCGGCUGCGUGUUGUGUCGAACGAAGAUGGCUGCUUCAGGUACAGAUGUUCAGAGCAAACUGGCAUUAUUAGCUCUUUUGGUGCUAAACGAUGCAGAAAUACAUGCUACUGAGAGAAGAAGAAAGAAAGAAUGGACGAAAAACUGGAUUAAGAGGAGAAACGCUGGGAAAGGUGUGCUCUCCAUGCUUCAUAAAGAGUUGAGGAUAGAAGAUCGCACAUCCUUUGCAAAUUUUAUUCGAAUGGAUGUACUGGUAUUUGAAGAACUGCUUCGUAUGGUUUCGCCUUUGAUUCAGAAGAAAGACACGGUGAUGCGUCAGGCAAUUACGGCGCGGGAAAGGCUUGCUGUCACACUGCGUUUCCUAGCGACCGGAAACACUUACAAAGAUUUGGCCUAUUCUACACGAAUAGCGAACAACACGCCCUCCCGUAUGAUACCAGAGACUUUGACGGCCAUAGCAAGCGUGUUAGGAGAUAAUGCUAUACAGUGUCCACGUGAUCCUGCCGAGUGGAGAGUAAUAGAAGAUGGGUUCCACAGCCUCUGGCAAUUCCCGCAUUGCAUUGGAGCACUUGAUGGGAAACAUGUCAAGUUUAGGCCUCUGCGCUCUGAUGGUUCAUCAUUCAGAAACUACAAAGGUCACGACAGCAUAGUUCUUUUAGCUCUAGUAGAUGCUAAUUAUAAAUUUUUGUUUGUGGACAUUGGCAGAAAUGGAAGAAUGAAUGAUGGUGCAAUAUUCAGAGAGAGUGCCUUGUUCAUGAAACUCAUGGAUGGUUCAUUAAAUUUGCCACCAAAGUCUCCACUUCCAGGUAGUGACAUCUGUGUUCCCUACAUGUUUGUGGCAGAUGAUGCUUUUGCGUUAAAGGAAAAUUUAAUGAAACCAUAUCCUGAACGUGACAUGACACCUGAAAAAAGAAUUUUUAACUACAGAAUUUGUAGAGCACGUAGAGUUGUGGAAAAUGCCUUUGGCAUAAUGUCAAACAAAUUCAGAAUUUUGCUGCAGACUAUUCCACUAUCUGUUUCCAAAGUAGAGCUCAUUACAAAAGUGUGUUGCUUGCUACAUAAUUUUGUACUUGCCAGAAACUCUCAAGGAUAUAUCCCUCCAAAUGUAGAUGAAUUACCAUGUCUUCCUGGCAUUGCUACUCAGGGUGCAAAUCAUAGUGCAGCCAGUGCCAGAGAAGUGAGACAACAUCUGACAUGGUAUUUCAAUACUGUUGGCAGAGUUCCAUGGCAGGAAAGGUGUGUUCAGGAAGGUAACAGAUAAUGGUUUAAUAUGUUUCUGAGACAUUACCUUAUUCAUUGUUUCAUUUUCAGUCCUUUGGCAUAUUGACAGUGAUUUUGUGUGUGUGUGUGUGUGUGUGUGUGUGUGUGUGUGUAGGUGAGAGAGAGAGAGAGAGAGAGAUAAAUAUAAAUUUAUAUGUAUCUAGAGAGAGAGAGAGAGAUAAAUAUAAAUUUAUAUGUAUCUCAAGCAAUGAUUGGAACCUGUGCAAGACCUUGCAAAAAUCUUAUCUUAUUUUGUAUAACAGCUCCACAAUUAAUUACCUGGGACAUGUAGAGAGCCACUAUUAUGAAAUAAUAUUGUUCUUGGAUGGUUAUGAAGAAGGUAUGGAAAGACCUACUAAACAUUUAUGUAUCCCAAAUUAACAGUUU
Messenger RNA from Schistocerca cancellata (South American locust), 1713 nucleotides. RefSeq lists its product as uncharacterized. NCBI's taxonomy places the organism in Eukaryota, Metazoa, Arthropoda, Insecta, Orthoptera, Acrididae. The transcript is spliced from 4 exons. The record is from RefSeq and is a predicted model, not a curated record. The coding region runs from base 20 to 1327 and encodes 435 amino acids.